AUGAAGAAGGAUCAUAUAGCUCUCACCGUCAUCUAUCAAGGCAUCCCAAAGGAGACGCUGCGGGUAGUAUCUGAGAAGGAAACUUCCAAGGAGGCAUGGGAGUGCAUCAAGAUGAUGUACCAAGGUGCUAAACGUGUCAACGAUGCUCGUGUUCAAACCCUUAGAGAAGAGCUAGAUGGCUUGUGGAUGAAGAGCACGGAGUCGGUCGACAACUUCGCAAUGAAGGUGAAUUCCAUCGUCAGCAUGAUUCGUGGGCUUGGUGACAAGAUGGAGGACUCAUAUGGGGUAAGGAAGAUCCUCAAAGCCACACUGAACAAGUUCUUGCAGAUUGUCGCUUCAAUCGAGCAAUUCGGUGACCUCGAGACCAUGACAGUCGAGGAGGUCUUCGGCAGGCUCCGGGCGUACAAAGAAAGGUUGCGUGGCAAUGAUGACGACAUCAACAUCAAUGCUGAGCAUGUGUUGCUCACCAAAUCCCAAUGGAGAGCCAAGGAGCAGAAGGAUGGUGGUGAAGGCUCCUCCAACAAUGGCGGACAAGGCAACAAGAAUCAGAAAUUCGACAAUGCUAAAGUAAGGUGCUACAAGUGCAAAGAUUAUGGGCACUACCAGUGGGAAUGCGAGGAGUUGAAGAAAUAG
Messenger RNA from Phragmites australis (common reed), 633 nucleotides. RefSeq lists its product as uncharacterized. The record is from RefSeq and is a predicted model, not a curated record. Gene Ontology annotation, molecular function: zinc ion binding; nucleic acid binding. NCBI's taxonomy places the organism in Eukaryota, Viridiplantae, Streptophyta, Magnoliopsida, Poales, Poaceae. The transcript has a single exon. The coding region runs from base 1 to 633 and encodes 210 amino acids.